Anopheles maculipalpis is the source of this 1239-nucleotide messenger RNA. Its product is annotated as carbohydrate sulfotransferase 11. Gene Ontology annotation, molecular function: sulfotransferase activity. The record is from RefSeq and is a predicted model, not a curated record. Bases 76 to 1239 code for a protein of 387 amino acids. Gene Ontology annotation, cellular component: membrane. Lineage: Eukaryota; Metazoa; Arthropoda; Insecta; Diptera; Culicidae. Gene Ontology annotation, biological process: carbohydrate biosynthetic process. The transcript has 5 exons.
CCACCUAUUCCGUUUCUCUGUCAGCGUCUAAUCGGAUCGAAGGACGAUCGAUGGACGAAAGCGUGGCGCGACUACAUGAAAGGACACACCAGGACCAAAUGGCGCAUCAUUAAGCGCCUCUUUCUAUUCUUUACCACCCUCUCAGUUAUUCCACUCACCGUACUCUACCUAAUCACCUCCGAUCAUCUCUACCGAUUUCGCCAGUAUACGUAUGGAGCUAUCGCCGGCAAUGGCUCAUCACGCCAACAGUUGCUACAGUUCCGUGCGCCCAUUCAUCCACCGGACGGAGCAAUUCACCAUCUCCGGCUGGUGCAGCAUCGGCAGCACGCACACGACCGGCAGAAUCAUGACCACUACCAGCGAACCGUUAAGAAUAGCACCAUCAACAGCCAGUACCGGCUGGACAUGGACUACAUGAAGCAGCGCAUGGAGCAUCGUGUCGAGCGGUUGCAGAAAAAGUGUGCCGAGUACCGAUUGAACGAGUCCAAGCACAACUAUAAACCGAAGGCGUGGGAAUAUCUGAUCCAGCACGAGUACCAUCUCGUCUGGUGCAACGUGUUUAAGGCGGCAUCCACCUCAUGGAUGUACAACUUUAAUCUGAUGGCAGGCUAUUCACCACAGUUUCUCCGAAAGACGAAGGAUGUCCCGUUGCAGCUGGCCCGGCAAAAGUAUCCUAGACCGUCGGUCGAAAAGCUAAAGGAAGCUAUCAACGAAUCGAUAUCAUUCAUUAUCGUGCGACAUCCGUUCGAAAGACUGGUCAGUGCGUACAAGGACAAGAUCCAGUAUGCCCUACCCAACUCGCAUCACCACAAGCUGGGCAAUCGCAUCAUACAGAAGUACAGGAAAACGGUCAACGGGAAGCCCGCAACACUGCUAAAGUAUCCAACGUUUUCCGAGUUUGUCAAUUACCUGCUGGAUGAGAUCAAACAUCCACACUUCGAGAUCGAUAUGCACUGGGUGCCGGUGACGCACUUCUGCACGCCCUGCUUCUUCCAUUACGAUGUGAUAGCCAAGUUCGAGACGCUCGAGGAGGACCAGAACUAUCUCAUCUCGAUCGGCCACCUGGACAGCGUCAUCAAGCCGCAGUGGAAAAAUGCCGGCAAGGGUGCGCACACGAACGAUAUGCUGAUGAAGUUCUUCUCGGAGCUGGACGCCGCCCAGAUCCGGGGACUGUACGAUUACUAUCGGUUCGAUUUCGAACUGUUCGGUUACAGUGCCAAGGAGUACUAUAAGGAUUAA